Messenger RNA from Carlito syrichta (Philippine tarsier), 2111 nucleotides. RefSeq names its product phosphoinositide-3-kinase adaptor protein 1 (gene PIK3AP1). Gene Ontology annotation, molecular function: signaling receptor binding; phosphatidylinositol 3-kinase regulatory subunit binding. Gene Ontology annotation, cellular component: cytosol. The coding region runs from base 202 to 2091 and encodes 629 amino acids. The record is from RefSeq and is a predicted model, not a curated record. Lineage: Eukaryota; Metazoa; Chordata; Mammalia; Primates; Tarsiidae. The transcript has 16 exons.
GUCACAGGCCGCGGCCCUGAGAGAGGGGAAGGGAGUCGGACCCGCUCGGCAAAGGGGAAGUCGCCGUGCUCUGCUCGGUGUGGUGGCCUCGCGGGUGACUCUGGCUGCGACUCAGUCACUGACACGGAGCCCGAGGACGAGAAGGUCGUCCCCUGCUCGAAGCAGCAGAGCCCGCCGCCGGAGACCUCGCCGGGGACCCUGAUGGUGGUGCAACCAGACCGCAUUCGCUGUGGGGCAGAAACCAUUGUCUACGUGAUCGUGAGAUGCAAGCUGGAUGAUCGGGUGAGGACGGAAGCUGAGUUUUCCCCGGAGGACUCCCCCUCGAUGCGGGUAGAAGCCAGGCUGGAGAAUGAGUACACCGUCUCCGUGAGGGCUCCCAACCUUUCGUCUGGGAAUGUUUCUCUGAAGAUAUAUUCCGGGGACUUGGUGGUGUGUGAAUCCAUCAUCAGCUAUUAUACUGACAUGGAAGAAAUUGGGAAUUUACUGUCAAACGCCGCGAAUCCUGUGGAAUUCAUGUGCCAGGCCUUUAAGAUCGUGCCCUACAACACAGAGACCCUUGACAAGCUGCUCACCGAGUCCUUGAAGAAUAACAUCCCCGCGAGCGGACUUCACCUCUUUGGCAUCAACCAGCUGGAAGAGGAAGACAUGAUGACAAACCAGAGGGACGAGGAGCUGCCCACCCUGCUGCAUUUUGCUGCCAAGUAUGGCCUGAAGAACCUCACGGCCCUGCUGCUCACCUGCCCGGGAGCCCUCCAGGCCUACAGCGUGGCCAACAAGCACGGCCACUACCCCAACACCAUGGCCGAGAAGCACGGCUUCAGGGACCUCCGUCAGUUCAUCGACGAGUAUGUGGAAACCGUGGACCUGCUCAAGAGUCACAUUAAGGAAGAGCUGAUGCGAGGGGAGGAGGAGGAGGAGGACUCCGUGUACGAGUCCAUGGCUCACCUCUCCACCGACCUGCUCAUGAAGUGCUCCCUGCACCCCGGCUGCGACGAGGACCUGUACGAGUCCAUGGCAGCCUUCGCCCCUGCAACCACUGAAGACCUCUAUGUCGAAAUGCUUCAGGCCAGCACGUCAAACCCGAUGCCCGGAGACCGUCUCUCUCAGACCACCAAGGACUCCAUGAUCCGCAAGUUUUUAGAAGGCAACCACAUGGGAAUGGCCAGUUUGGAUAAAGAGCUGCGCUCCCUUGACCAGGAAGAAGACGUUUACCACACGGUGGAUGACGAUGAAGCCUUUCCGGUGGACCUGGCCAGCAGGCCUCCCGUCCCCGUGCCCAGGCCGGAGGCCAGUGUUGCUGGUGGCCACCAGCUUCCCGACAAUGAGCCGUAUAUCUCUAAAGUUUUUGCAGAGAAAAGUCAAGAGCGGCCUGGGAAUUUCUAUGUUUCCUCGGAGAGCAUCAGGAAAGAGCCGCCCGUCAGACCCUGGAGGGACAGGCCCCAGUCGAGCAUAUACGACCCUUUUGCGGGGAUGAAGACGCCAGGCCAGCGGCAGCUGAUCACCCUCCAGGAACAGGUGAAGCUGGGCAUCGUCAACGUGGACGAGGCUGUGCUGCACUUCAAAGAGUGGCAGCUGAACCAGAAGAAACGAUCGGAGUCUUUCCGCUUCCAGCAGGAAAAUCUCAAACGACUGAGAGACAGCAUUACCCGAAGACAGAGAGAAAAGCAAAGAUCAGGAAAGCAGACAGACUUGGAGAUCACGGUCCCGAUUCGGCACUCACAGCUCUUGCCCGGGAAGGUGGAGUUUGGGGUCUAUGAGAGCGGCCCCAGGAAGAGUAUCUUCCCCCCCAGGACGGAGCUGAGACGAGGAGACUGGAAGACAGACAGCACCUCCAGCACAGCGAGCAGCGCAAGUAACCGGUCCAGUACCCGGAGCCUUCUCAGCGUGAGCAGUGGCAUGGAGGGGGACAACGAGGAUAAUGAAGUCUCCGAGGUCACCAGAAGUCGCAGUCCAGCCCCACCUCAAGUGGACGGAACCCCCACCGCGUCCCUGGAGAGGCCGCCCCGGGUGCCGCCGAGAGCCGCCUCGCAGAGGCCUCCAACAAGGGAGACCACCCAUCCUCCUCCGCCCGUUCCACCCAGAGGUCGCUGAGCCCGCCUCCUAACACCUGC